Parnassius mnemosyne (clouded apollo) is the source of this 1392-nucleotide messenger RNA. The record is from the annotation of a GenBank genome assembly. Lineage: Eukaryota; Metazoa; Arthropoda; Insecta; Lepidoptera; Papilionidae.
AUGUCGUUGGCGAAGAAAGACAAGCCGACGAUGUCGGUGACAGCGCUGAUCAACUGGGCGCGGCCGGCGCCGCCAGGACCACAGGCGCCGCCGCCCGCCUCGCCUGCGCCCGCCACCAUGCUGCAGCCGCUCGCGACGCCCUCCAACAUACCCAGCGUUGACUGUUCGCUCGACAUGCAAUGGCUAAACCUGGAGGCGGGGUUCAUGUCGCCGAUGUCGCCUCCGGAGAUGAAGCCUGACACGGCGAUGUUGGACGGGCUCCGUGAUGAUGCUACCUCGCCACCUGCCCUCCGAAAUUAUCCCCCCAAUCACCCCCUGAGUGGUUCCAAGCACCUAUGCUCUAUCUGCGGCGACAGGGCUUCGGGAAAACAUUACGGAGUGUACAGUUGCGAGGGCUGCAAAGGUUUCUUCAAGCGGACGGUGAGGAAGGAUCUCACAUACGCGUGUCGCGAGGAACGGAAUUGUAUAAUUGACAAGAGACAGAGGAAUCGUUGUCAGUACUGUCGCUAUCAGAAAUGUCUCGCGUGCGGCAUGAAGCGGGAGGCGGUGCAGGAGGAGAGGCAACGCGCCGCGAGGGGAGCCGAGGACGCGCAUCCGAGCAGUUCCGUACAGGAAUUGUCGAUCGAGCGGCUUCUAGAAAUGGAGUCAUUAGUAGCGGAUCCAAGUGAAGAGUUCCAGUUUCUGCGGGUGGGACCCGACAGUAAUGUGCCACCGCGAUACCGCGCGCCCGUCUCCAGCCUUUGUCAGAUAGGCAACAAACAAAUUGCGGCGUUAGUGGUGUGGGCAAGGGAUAUACCUCACUUCGGGCAGUUGGAGCUGGAAGACCAGGUGCUGCUUAUCAAGGCCUCCUGGAAUGAGUUACUGCUCUUUGCCAUCGCUUGGCGAUCUAUGGAGUAUUUGGAAGACGAAAGAGAAAACAUGGAUGGCACGCGGAGUGCGGCUACGCCACAGCUCAUGUGUCUUAUGCCUGGCAUGACGCUGCACCGCAACUCGGCGCUGCAGGCGGGCGUGGGCCAGAUCUUCGACCGCGUGCUCUCCGAGCUGUCGCUCAAGAUGCGCACGCUGCGCAUGGACCAGGCCGAGUACGUCGCGCUCAAAGCCAUCAUCCUGCUCAAUCCGGAUGUAAAAGGAUUGAAAAGUCGACAAGAAGUUGAGAUUCUUCGAGAAAAGAUGUUCUCCUGUCUGGAUGAAUAUUGUCGGAGAUCGCACAGCACGGAGGAGGGUCGUUUCGCAUCGCUUCUGCUACGGCUACCGGCGCUUCGCUCUAUAUCGCUUAAGAGCUUCGAGAGCCUGUUCUUCUUCCACCUGGUCGCUGAAGGCAGUAUCGGUGGCUAUAUCCGCGAAGCGCUACGUAACCAUGCGCCGCCGAUUGACGCCAACUCCAUGAUGUAA